AUGAAGCUCUCUAUUGUUGACCAGCUCUUCCUUUUGGGCACCUUUCUCUCGGCCUCAGUUACAGCGACUCCAACCACCUCCUCAACUGUCUCUGUCUCCGUCAAUCCCAAAAUUCAAUUCCAGGAGAUUGACGGCUUUGGAGCUUCGCAAGCCUUUCAACGUGCUGAAGAUAUCUUUGGUAAAUAUGGUCUCCCCAAGGUCAACCAGACCCUUGUUCUCAACCUUCUGUACGACGAGACAAUUGGUGCUGGGUUCACGAUCCUGCGCAAUGGCAUUGGCUCAAGCAACACCUCCGAGAGCAAUUUCAUGAAUUCCAUUGAACCCAUCAGCCCCGGGAGUCCCAGUGCCAAGCCGCACUAUGUUUGGGAUGGUUACAACAGUGGACAAUUCCCGCUGGCGCAGCAGGCCUACGCGCGUGGUCUGCAGACACUGUACGCUGAUGCGUGGUCCGCUCCGGGGUAUAUGAAGACAAACGACGACGAAAACAACGGGGGAUACCUCUGUGGUGUCACGGAUGAGCAUUGCUCAUCUGGCAACUGGAUGCAGGCAUACGCAAACUAUCUGGUUCAGUACGUGCGCUUCUACAAGGAGUCUGGUGUCGAUGUCACACACCUGGGCUUCUUGAACGAACCUCAAUUCGCCGCUACCUAUGCCGGCAUGCUCUCAAAUGGCACUCAGGCUGCUGAUUUCAUCCGUAUUCUGGCCAAGACAAUCAAAGCCUCUAACCUUGAUCUUGAGAUCACCUGCUGUGAUGGUAUUGGAUGGGAUGACCAGGAAGCCAUGAUGCCUGGCCUCGAAGCAGGUCCCGACCCAGCAAUCAACUACCUUAAUGUCGUGACCGGCCACGGAUACGACUCUGCACCCACGUACGCGCUCAGCACCAAGAAGAAGACCUGGUUAACCGAAUGGGCCGAUCUCACUGGUGAUUUCACACCAUACACAUUCUACGAGAACGGUGGACCGGGUGAGGGUUUGACAUGGGCCAACCACAUUCAGGUAGCUCUGAGAGAUGCCGGUACAAGCGCAUUUCUGUACUGGAUCGGAGCUGAGAAUUCGACCACGAAUAGUGCGUUGAUCAACCUAAUCAACACCGAAGUUGUCCCCUCGAAGCGGUUCUGGGCCUUUGCGCAGUUCAGCAAGUUUGUGCGGCCUGGUUCCCACCGCGUUGAGGCCACUAGCUCCCACACCAAUGUUACAGUGAGCUCUUUCGAAAACCAAAGCGGCAAGAUCGCUACACAGUUGCUUAAUCAGCUUGAUGUGGAGGUUGAUGUCAGUGUGCAGAUCUCUGGGGUUAAGGCUGGCAUUGCCGUGCAGCCUUAUAUCACUAACAAUGAGUAUGACCUCGAGGCUUUGGGUCACAUUGAGACUCAAUCUGGCGGUCUUUUCAAGACCCAAAUACCCGCGAGAUCGAUGGUCACCUUCGUUACUGUCUAG
Molecule: messenger RNA, 1434 nt
Organism: Penicillium verhagenii
Lineage: Eukaryota; Fungi; Ascomycota; Eurotiomycetes; Eurotiales; Aspergillaceae
Exons: 1
Coding region: 1-1434 (477 amino acids)
Biological process (GO): sphingolipid metabolic process
Molecular function (GO): glucosylceramidase activity
Source: RefSeq, a predicted model, not a curated record